Molecule: messenger RNA, 1616 nt
Organism: Medioppia subpectinata
Lineage: Eukaryota; Metazoa; Arthropoda; Arachnida; Sarcoptiformes; Oppiidae
Source: the annotation of a GenBank genome assembly
AUCGCAUCCCAAAUACCCAAUUGUUAUUAACCAUUGAAUUGAGUGAUGAUCUCAUUUAACAAGAGUUUCAUUAAAUAUGUUAAAGUGAUUGAAGGAGAGAGGGAUUCAAUCGGUUCGGCGUCUGAUUUACGCGAUUCAGAGGAAACGCCAGACGACGGCAUCGAUGAGGACGAGGACGAAGACUUCGCUCAAGAGGUGACUGCGAUCGAGAUUAAGCUGAAGGAGCCGUCGUCUUCGAGAGCGCCCAAACCAAAGCCUACUUUGAUAUCCAGUGACGACCUCCUGAUCGGUCACAUCGACGGCGAAAAGCCGUUGCUCUGCGACGAAGAGGACGAGACGUCGCCGCGAGUGAUACAUAUGACAGGCGGCGGUUCAGGUGGUCAUCACAUGCCCUCUUUGUCCUCACUUUCCAACGAUGUGUUCGCUUCGGCGCCGUUCAGAAAACCCCACACAAAGGCCAGGAAAAAGAGCGAUAAGAUUGAUAUGGAGUCCGAAGACAUCCGAUUGGUUGAGACGACAACGUCUGGCGACGAGAUCGACGAAGAGGUGGCCAGAAAUCUGAGGGCACAAGUGGUGAAGGACUCGAUGGUCGGUCCCAAAGAUCUGUUCGGUUCUAAACCAUUCACUGAACAACAAUUAGUUACUUGCGAAGAACAACACCAAAGCCAUCAAAGCUUGCAAUACUAUAGCGAACAACAGAUUCAACCGCAACAACAAACCACUUCGUUAUCUCAAAAGCCACUCAAUGCUGAACAACAGUUCCCGAGAAUUAUUCCACAACACUAUCAGCAAAGUUUCGACGACAAUAGCGAACAACAGAAACAACAACUUCUUAAGACACAACAACAGCCACUACCACAACAACAACAACCGCCGCCUCCGUUACAAGAACUUUCACAGCCAUCGCAGGACCUCUUCGGCGCCAUUCCAUUCUCGAGUAACUCCAAGACAUCUCAAGUGAUAGCACCGCUGCCGCCGCCCAAUGCGGUGAUAGCGCUGAGGCCGACAGUUCCGCCGAAGACAAGCAAAGUGUUGUCCUCUGCGGCCACUUCUCCGCCUAAGAAAGUGAUCGUUCACUCGACGGCAAUGGCGUCGAUACCGACCCAAUCGUCGGCCGAGUCGUCGACAAUGUCUCCGCCGUCGCCCAUAAAACCCGUUAAACCACUCCUCAAAUUGAAGCCAAAGUCAAAAGCGUUGUCCAAAACGGCGAAGAAGUAUGAGGUGGAGGACGACGACGACGAGAUCGAUGGCCUCAUCAGUUGCGAGAACGACGAGGAAUUGGUCGACACCAAGAAGUCGCGUAAGAAAGAUAAAAAGGAGAAAUCCGAAAAGAAGGAGAAGACGAAAGAGAAGAGCGAGAAAUCGAAAGACAAAUCGGAAAAAGUGAAAGAAAAGGAGAAAACAAAGGAUAAAAGCAAGAAAUCUAAGGAUAAAGAUAAGGAUAAGUCGAGACAUCAGGCGUUCGCUAACAUGUCGUUCGAAGACGUGACCGACGAUACUGUGGACACACUGAAGACCUAUCAUCACCACCAACAGCACCAGACAAUGGCCAAAGUCGGCAAAUAGUUGUACUUUAGGUUUAGUCUCUCUCUCUCUUCUCGAUCUUAAUCUCAACA